Caenorhabditis sp. 36 PRJEB53466 is the source of this 4841-nucleotide messenger RNA. NCBI's taxonomy places the organism in Eukaryota, Metazoa, Nematoda, Chromadorea, Rhabditida, Rhabditidae. The record is from the annotation of a GenBank genome assembly.
AUGCGUUCCGCGUGCGGUCUUCUCGAAUUUUCUGUCACUUUCAGUGUUUGUCUUGUUAAUUUCUGUAUUUUUAGGUUUAAAACGGCAUAAUGGAUCCCUCAAAGCGCACUAUCGGAAAGAGAGAGGUCCUUCAAAUAGACCCGUCACUUCGAGGUUAGAAAAAUCGUUUGUUGCCGUCGAAAAUUGAAAUUUUCAAGUGAAACGUCGUUCUCCGCCUUUCUCAGAUAUUCCAGUGGACACAGGCCGUUUGCUCCGAGGUAAACUCGUAUCGAUUUCAGAGAAAAUGUUUUUUUUUCAGCACCGGCUCAUCGAUCGGCGCCAGCGUCUCGAUGUUCUCGUCGCGAAACUCACAGGCCGAAGACGGCGAUUGCCAAGAGCUCGACGGCGUCCGGACCAUCAUGAUGCACAUCAGCUUCGAGGACAUGGUGGCGGACAAGAAGAUACAGAAGACGCGCUACCCGGAAUUCCAUCAGUUCCUGUUGACCACGCAGUAGACGUGGUUCGAACCGGUUCCCUACCAUGGGACCGUCUAGUGUAGAACGUGUGCCGACGAAAGAACAAGUUCAAACGGACGAUUCGGUUGCAGUGGUGAGUAUUUGAUUAUCAAUUCACAGGACGGCUCAAAAUACACUUUACUUUACAGACUGACUUGAUUCAAUCCGUAGUAACCUCGACUAAUGGACAGUUUCAUGGGAGAGAAGAGCCCGGAACUGAGAAUAAGAAAGAGGUCGUGGAGACACCAACAGGGGAGCAGAAGGUAAGGAGUGUUGAACAGAUCAGAAACGUGUUGGGAUUGGACCGGGUAGCAUACCGUGCCACAAGAAACAUUUUUGACAAGAGCCCGGCACCUGUCUUCCACUAGAGUUAGACAUCGAAAUAGUGAAGUAGCCUUCCAACUUUUCUUAUACGUAGAUAUAUGACACAAACGUUUCUGGGACUCAUUCAGACACCUCUGAAUGCUUUGCAAACUUUUCAUUUAUGUCUCAUGUGUUCUAUGUAUCUUCUGAAGCAGCACUUGAAAGUAAUACUCGAUUAAAGCUACGUAGUAUAAAAAUUGUUUCAAUUUGUGAAGAAAUUUGUUACAUACAUAGCCUCCUACUCAGUCAGUUCCACAAUGAAGUUGUCAUUUCAGAAAACUGUGGUCUACGACAACAUCAUCGAGCCGGAGACGGGUUCCGAACUGGACACGGACGACAAUGGCGAUGAUGGCGAUGAUGACGACGAUGAGAUGGAACUUUUUUUCUGUUUUUGUCUGUUUUUCCUGUUCCUUCUGUUCUUUCAUUUCUUUUUCUAUGUGAUUCCGAUCUUCAUCAGCAACGUUACUGGUUUUUCAAAUUUUGUCUUUCUCCAGCUAAAAAUUGUGAAAGUACAUUUAUUAUGUAACAACGUGUUGGACAACUUGUUUUUUUUGUUACUCCGAUGCGUAGAAUAUGGUUCAAAACGCACUAUAUACAUUAAUUACCCCGUAUCCCUUCUCUCAAGCUUUUUUUCAUUUUAACUGUUGUUGCUUCUUCAUUCUUCACCACACUAAAAAUAUUGUCGCCAUCUGCAGAUGGUAGGAAAAGGAAAGGUGAGACGGGUCCUCCACCCUGCACGAGACACAUGUGAAAGAGAGAUGCAGAGAAAAGGCGAACAUCCACCGUCUGACCUCCUCUCUCUUUUUCCAGGUCUGCGCGCGGCUCGUCACUUAUUGCACCUCUAUUCCUCUCACAUUUUUUCAUUUUUUAAGUUCUCUUCUUUUCAAUAUGUACAUUCCGUCCCAAUGUCAGCCCGUUUCUUCCCAAUCUCUUGAUUUCAUGCUUUGGUUCGAUCUGGGUGAGAGCUUUGGCUUUGCACUGAUUGAUUCCAUUUCAUCCAUGGAAACUACCGGCACGGAGGGGGUUUUAGUAUCGAGACUUCAUCAUAUGAUUUAUGAGUCAUCUUUCCAAAAAGUAGUUUGCUUCCUGCUUUCAGUUCACUUCUGAUGUUUCAAUUCUUAUGAAACUUCAAAUUUAAAGUGAAUUAUGAAAAAAGGAGCCAUCAUGUCUGCAAAUUCCUUCGUUUGAAAUCGCGCCAUUAUCAGAAGUUACAGAAGGACCAGGGAACCCAAAAAUUUUUUGAUUUUUUUGUAAAAUUUUUUUGUGACUGUUUGAAUUGUCUUUUAUUGCCUUAUACACUGGUGAAAUGCUGCCUCUCAAAAAUGCCAAUGAACGAAACGGCAUUCAGUUGAAGUUGUGGCCGUGGCCUAGCGCCAAUGGCCGAAAAAUAUAUAAAAAUAUAUGCGCUUCUCGGCCAUUUUAUUUUUUCCGCUUUUUUAUCGGUUUUUUUUCCAAAAAUUCACGGUUUCUCCCAUUUUUCAGUUGAUUGACAUUUGUUCGGCACUUUCUUAUUUUUUCACUGCUAAAAAAUUGUUUUCAUUCAGUCGAUACGAAGUGCCAGAUGAGUGGUUUCCGUGGAACAAGGGCGAUUUUAUCGCGAAAAAAGCGGAAAAAAGCGGAAAAAAUAAAAUGGCCGAGAAGCACAUAUUUCUAGGCCAUUGGCGCUAGGCCACGGCCACAACUUCAACUGCAUGCCGUUUCGUUCAUUGGAAUUUUUGAGAGGCAGAAUUUCACCAGUGUAUGAGGCAAUAAAAGACAAUUCAAACAGUCACAAAAAAAAUUUCACAAAAAAAUCAAAAAAUUUUUGGGUUCCCUGGUCCUUUAACACUCGUGAUUCUUAUAUAACGUGCAUAAAAUUCCAAAAUCUAAUCGAUUCGAUCAGCGCAUCAUUGUCUUCUUUCGUCAUAAAUAUGAUUUGCACGAGUUUUCGAACGUUUUCUUAUAAUUGCCAUUAAUUGCUCUCUUUAUCUGGUCGUUUCUCUAGAAGUAAAGACUCUUAUCAUUCCGUCUUACUUAUCUACAUAGUUUAAGAUAAGCACUCAGAAUUGAAUUGUUUCAGAAAGCACUCUUUCCGCUCAGUUCAUCGAAAUGGCGGCAGUCAGGGAACACUCGCAGAAGAGCGUUUGUUACUUCCAUAACAAUCUUGUUGCCGACUACACUUUUGACACUGUACACCCGAUGAAGCCGUAUCGGCUCUUUCUCACCGACAUUCUGAUUGAAGAUGCCGGUCUCUACAAUAAAAUGCGAGUAGUGGUAAGAUUUCAGUCAAAUUUUCGGAAUUUCAUUCAAACGUUUCAGAACUCUUCGUUUGCUUCCCACAAGGAUAUGAAGGUUUACCACUCGAAGAAAUACAUCGACUUCUUGCGGAAUUCAGUCGAUCAGCCGGAUAGAGUGAAUUGGAAUUGUGAGUAAAAUUUUGUCCUCUCUGCUUAACGCCACCUGAAUCAAAAUUUGAAUUUCCUGUGAUAACAGAGAAUCUAACAGUUAAUACAAUUAUUUACGUCUUUUUUUUUAGACGGUCUGGGCCCAGGCGAUUGCCCUCUGUUUCCGGGAUACUACGAGUUCACCCAAUUGUCUACUGGCGGAUCUUUGGCAGCCGCACAGAGUAUAAAUCAAAGACAAAGUGAGAUUGCUAUCAACUGGAUGGGUGGACUCCAUCAUGCCCUACAUUCCCGAGCAAAUGGCUUUUGCUACGUGAAUGAUAUUGUGAUCGCAAUUCUGGAACUGUUGAAGUCGCACGAGCGGGUGUUGUACGUCGACAUCGACGUUCAUCACGGCGACGGAGUGGAGGAGGCAUUCAAGACGAGCAACCGUGUCAUGACCGUCUCAUUCCAUCGUGAAACCAUCGGUUUCUUUCCUUUUGGAAAAGGAAAAGUUCAGACGUGUGGAGAAGGCGACGGAAAAGGCUACAACGUCAAUAUUCCAUUGAAGCACAGCAUCACCGACGAGAAUUACCAUCACAUCUUCAACAUAAUAAUGGAGAUGGUCUUGAGUCGUUUCGCGCCCAACGCCGUCGUGCUCCAAUGUGGAGCCGAUUCGCUCACUCAAGACAUCUUGAACGGAGGAUUCGACUUGACGCUUAAAGGCCACGGAGAGAUCGUCUCGUUCUUCAGAAAACGCAAUAUUCCGUUGGUGCUGUUAGGAGGCGGCGGCUAUAACAGUGGCAAUACGGCGCGGUGCUGGGCGUACGAAACCUCAUUGGCGAUCGGUGUUGAAAUUGAAGACUACAUUUCCGAUAGGGUCUAUACCGAAGAAGAUUUCGGGCGAAGCCGAACCCUCCACAUUGAUCCUCCGCCAAGAUCAGAAGACAAAAAAAAGUACCAGUACUUCAACCCGAUCAUCGAAUCCACGCUGAAAAACCUCUCUGAACUUCCGUUUGUGCCGAGUGUGCAAAUGCAACGUAAGUACAUAUUUUCUGGGAGAAAUGUUACAAUUUAUGUAUACAGUGCGCCCAAUAAGUUUUGGACCUUCAAAAAUGGCAACAUUUUUGGAAAAAUAGUGAGCCGGAAAGUCGGAAUGUAUUGCAAAAUGAGUCAAUAUUAUUAAGGAAAAAGCAUUUCGUUGGAACGGUUCCGUUGGUCGUCAGUCUCGUACAACAUAUCAUCACUAUCCAUAGAAAUAAGAAAGUCUUCGGGGGCUAUUUUGUAUGCCAAAUCGGACGGUAUUCUCAAAUUUUUGCUUUUCCUUCUAGUUUUGUCAGAACGCUCAACAUUUAGGGGAGGUCCUAAACUUAUUGUGCCUGCUGUACCACACGACAGUUGAACUGUCACACUUUGUGUUCAAUUUCGUUUCCGAUUUAUGAAAUUGUUUACAGCCAUCCCGACGCCCGCAUUCAAUCCCGCAUUUCAACCAAUGCCACUCAACGAAGCGGAUCCGGAUGAGCGUCAACGGAAUGGAGUGGAGGAUGAGGGCGAGUUCUACGACGGACCAGGACCUUCCCGACCAAGAAGACGCAACACAAGAUCUAACAGAGAUAUGGAAUGA